This is a messenger RNA of Caretta caretta (loggerhead turtle), 2312 nucleotides long. RefSeq names its product cytoglobin (gene CYGB). Gene Ontology annotation, biological process: oxygen transport. NCBI's taxonomy places the organism in Eukaryota, Metazoa, Chordata, Testudines, Cheloniidae. Gene Ontology annotation, molecular function: iron ion binding; oxidoreductase activity; oxygen binding. The record is from RefSeq and is a predicted model, not a curated record.
AUGGAGAAAGUCCAGGGAGAAAUGGAGAUUGAGAGAUGGGAAAGGAGCGAAGAGCUGUCAGAUGCCGAGAGAAAGGUGAUUCAAGAGACCUGGAGCAGAGUGUACACGAACUGCGAGGAUGUUGGGGUCUCCAUACUGAUCAGGUUUUUUGUCAAAUUCCCAUCUGCCAAGCAGUACUUCAGUCAGUUCAAGCACAUGGAGGACCCCCUGGAGAUGGAGAGGACCCCGCAGCUGCGCAAGCAUGCCCGGCGGGUCAUGGGCGCUGUUAACACCGUAGUGGAGAACAUCAACGACUCCGAAAAGGUCUCGUCUGUUCUGGCCCUGGUAGGCAAGGCCCACGCCCUCAAGCACAAAGUGGAGCCUGUCUACUUCAAGUUCUUCACCGGUGUCAUGCUGGAGGUCAUCGCUGAAGAAUAUGCCAACGACUUCACCCCAGAGGUGCAGAGAGCCUGGACCAAGAUGAAGAGCCUCAUCUACACCCACGUGACUGCCGCGUACAAGGAGGAGCCCCCUGGUGGCAGUGGUGGUGGCAGCAGCAACAAGGUGACAGAGACUCCACUGCCAACCUGAAACACUGCUGUCCAUGAAGAGCAGCUUGCAUUGAACCAUAACAGUGCCCAAGGGAACUGCAUCUGUCUCAUUCAAAGUGAUUAUUCAGUAUAUGUAUAUUAGAAUGUGGGAGAACCUCAGGGGAUUCCUGUAACCAGACCAACAAUGUUAUACGCAUGCAUCAGCAUUCCCCUGACUGUGCUGUGACUGGGAAAAACUAGCUUCCAUUUCCUGAUAUGACCAUUAGCAGAAUGAGAUCAUCUGACUGUCAUGAGACCUUCUAUAGUUCCUGAGAAUUAAGAUGCUAUCGGCCCUGCAGUGUGCGUUACAUUGAACAAACACUGAGUUCUUUUAAAAAGAAAUUCCAGCCUGGAAGAAGGGAAAGACCUUCAGAUUGCAGAGCUCCUAUCCUACAAACAUUUACACAGAUAAGUAACUUGACACCCAUACAUACAUACAAAAAGUUAUUCAUGACCAUCAGAGUUUUCAGGAUCAAGACUGUAUAUGCAUGAUCCAUUCUAGCAACAUCCACAUGAUACAGCUGAUCACAGCGAAUCUGGUCUAGAUCUCAACUCUUAACAGUGGACCUAAUUCUGACCUUACUUAAUCAAUUUCCAAGUCGAUUUCUUUUAUUUACACUGGAUUAGCAUAAAGCAGAGUCAGACCCAGAUUUUACAUCAUUUUCAUGUUGUAAUUCUUUUCCUUAUGAUUAGUAUUGGAAGGAUUUGACUUUUAUCUCUGGUGAAACUCAAAAAGAAAUAUUGAUGUUUAUUUCUAAAGCUUUUACAAAUGAUUGACUAAAAUGUUUGCAUUAGUGGGAAAUAAAGAAAAAAACAGGUACUAGUUAUUCAAAAAAUUAAUGGUUUAGAAGCUGAGAUUCAAAAACAGCUUCAGAAAUAAAAUCAUGAUCAGAUUCCAUGAUGUGGACGUACUUAUAUUUUAUUUUUAAGCAGAGUAAAUAGUGAUUUUUUUAAAUGAACACAAAUACUUAUUAGCCUUUAAGCACUAUUUUAAAAUAAUUAACUUUCCUUUUUUUGUACAUUUUAAUUAGUAACUACACAUAUUUUCUCUCUUCUUCUAUUUAUUUAUUUAUUGGUAGAAGGAAAGAUUGAUUCUACACAAAGAACAGCCAUAAACUUUCAGGCUAAAUUGCUUUUAUUUUAGAUUAAGGGAAACAACAAAAGAAGAAAGAACAAAAAGAAAGUUUCCCUGAGAGAUCACAGUGAGUACUUCUCUCUAACAAUCUGUACUAAAGUCUGAGAACAAAAUAGCUGUUGUCUCUGCCUGCAGGCUGAGGUCUUAGAUAUUGUAAGAUGCAGGACACAGAACAAUGAAACAUAGGCUACUUCUACACUAGGGAUGUAAUUCCUAGCUCACAUACAUACAUUUGCACUAGCUCUCAGCUCUCAGUGUAGCUGCAGUAGCCCUGGCGGAGGCAGCAGCGGCAUGGGCUAGUCACCCCGAAUACAAACCCGCACACAUCCCAUGGGUAAGUACUGGGGACAUCUAACCCACACCGCCGCCUGUACUCCUGUGGCUUCACUACAAUUUUAAGCAUGCUAGCUUGAUAAGAGCUAGUGCGAGUAUGUUGGCUUGUGCUGGGAAUCACGCCCCCAGCUCUAAGUGUAGACAUAACUGUUGUUCCAUAGCUACCAGCACCACACCAUCUACUCAGCCAAACCUAAUCCUUCCAGCCCUGUUCUAAUCUGCAAAAUCCACAACUCGUCUGUCAUUUGAUCUGUCUGUCAAGUGUCAUGCACAAC